This is a messenger RNA of Naumovozyma castellii, 1215 nucleotides long. RefSeq names its product putative cystathionine beta-lyase. NCBI's taxonomy places the organism in Eukaryota, Fungi, Ascomycota, Saccharomycetes, Saccharomycetales, Saccharomycetaceae. The coding region runs from base 1 to 1215 and encodes 404 amino acids. The record is from RefSeq and is a predicted model, not a curated record. The transcript has a single exon.
AUGAUUCGCUACACAUUAAACACUCGCUCUCAUCUAUUAAAGGUCGCUCCUCGAGUGGCUCGUCAAUUGGCAACCAGACCAAUCCAUCUAUCCACCACGCUGAUCCACGGUGAUGAUAAGGAUAACAGAGUUUCAGACGUGGCUCCGCCAAUUAAUGUCACCACCACAUUCCGUUACGAUCCCAAUGAUUUGAUUCCAUGGUCAGAGAGAGAGAACUUGGAUUUCAUGGAUAAGACACCUAUUUAUUCUCGUUUAGGUCACCCAAAUUCCACUAGAUUAGAGUCCAUAUUCUCCGAAGUCUUAAAUGGUCAUGCCGUUAUCUAUUCUUCCGGUGUUAGUGCAUUUUUUGCCGCCAUGGUCCAUUACAACCCUAAACGUUUGUUCAUGGGUCAAAGUUAUCAUGGUUGCCGUGCCAUUGCCAACAUCCUUACUAGAAACUACAACGUGGAACAGCAUCCUCUGGAAGAUAUUGAAAAAUACGCACAAAAGGGAGAUAUUGUUCAUUUGGAAACACCAGUGAAUCCAUACGGUACUUCUUUAGACAUUAGCGAGUUUGCCAGAAGAGCUCAUGCUAAGGGUGCAUUAUUAUGCGUGGAUUCCACUUUUGCUCCACCUCCAUUGCAAGAUGUUUGGGAAUUUGAUGCAGAUAUCGUUAUGCAUUCUGCUACCAAAUAUUUUGGUGGUCAUUCGGAUUUAUUGAGUGGUGUUUUGGUGGUUAAGGAUGAGGAUGUGGCAAGACAAUUAAGAGAUGAUAGAAUUUAUUUAGGUACGAAUGUCGCUAAUUUAGAAAGUUAUUUGCUAUUGAGAUCCCUAAGAACUUUCAAAAUGAGAAUUGAAAGACAAUCUGAAAAUGCUACAAAGGUAGUUAAAUUCUUGAACGAUAAUAAGGGUAAGUUCGGUAAUGUUUUGGAUAAGAUUUACCAUUCAUCUUUACAGACGGAACCUUUCGUGAAGAAACAAUUGAAGGGUGGUUAUGAUCCUGUGUUCUCCAUUACUUUGAAGAAUAAGGAACAAUGUAAAAAAUUCCCCUUAUUAUUGAAAUAUUUCCAUCAUGCGACGUCCUUAGGUGGGAUUGAAUCCCUAGUGGAAUGGAGAGCCAUGACUGACCCUUACAUUGAUCAAACUUUAAUUAGAAUUUCUAUCGGUUGUGAAGAUGCUGAUGAUUUAAUUAAUGAUCUAUCUGCCGCUUUGAACAAAUUACAAGACACAAACUAA